Molecule: messenger RNA, 2239 nt
Organism: Dicentrarchus labrax (European seabass)
Lineage: Eukaryota; Metazoa; Chordata; Actinopteri; Moronidae
Gene: alas1
Product: aminolevulinate, delta-, synthase 1
Exons: 11
Coding region: 203-2068 (621 amino acids)
Biological process (GO): heme biosynthetic process; erythrocyte development; hemoglobin biosynthetic process
Cellular component (GO): mitochondrion; mitochondrial matrix
Molecular function (GO): 5-aminolevulinate synthase activity; pyridoxal phosphate binding
Source: RefSeq, a predicted model, not a curated record
UCCUCUUCGUUCGUCCUCAGUGCAGGAUAACGAAGCAGUCGCCUUCUUCCGUCUCCUAAAUAACGAGGAAUCCUUGCCAGAACUUAUCUUAGCGUCGGUGCCGGUAUCCUGUCCACGACACGAGAGAUAAAGGACGAUUACGCUAUCAAGUGUGAAGUUUUUUAAAAGGACUUUUGGACAAUCAUAAUCACCACUGCUGACAAUGGAUGUGAUGUUGCGUCGCUGUCCAUUCCUCGCCCGUGUGCCCCAGGCCUUCUUCCAGCAGACCAAAAAGUCUCUGGUGGGCUAUGCCCAGCGAUGCCCCAUCAUGAUGGAGCUGGCCUCUAAACCCAUGGCUCCAUCAAUGGCACGGGCCCUCUGCUCCUCCUCUUCCUCUUCCCACCAGAAGACUGAGGACACCAUGUCUGCCAGUGAAGGCCCCAAACAGGAAUCCAAGCUUCCUGCCGGCCACCCUAUGCCACCCUCAGGCCAGACGGUGGCCUCCAAAUGCCCCUUCCUGGCUGCUGAGAUGGGCCAGAAGAACAGCAGCGUGGUCCGCCAGGUCGGCAUGGAGUUCCAGGAGGAUGUUCAGGAAGUCCGCACUGUCCAGAAAGAAGUGUCCCCUGCCCAGUUGAAGGAGACUGCUAAGGGAAGCGGAGAUGAGCAAACUAAUCUAAUGAAGACCCUCCUGAAACAGCGACCUAAAAGGGUUUCCCACCUCCUGCAGGACAACUUGCCAGCCAGCAUGUCCCGCUUCCAUUACGACGACUUCCUUGAUAAGAAGAUCGUAGAGAGGAAGAGCGACCACACAUAUCGUGUGUUUAAGACUGUGAAUCGUCUGGCCAGCGAGUUCCCCAUGGCGGACGAUUUCACAGGCUCCUUAGAGGACAAGAGGGAGGUGUCCGUUUGGUGCAGCAACGACUACCUGGGCAUGAGUCGACACCCACGGGUGGUGCAGUCCAUUGUGGAAACUUUACGAAAGCAUGGCUCAGGGGCAGGAGGCACCAGGAACAUCUCUGGGACCAGUAAAUUCCAUGUGGAACUGGAACAAGAACUGGCUGACCUUCACAACAAGGACGCUGCACUGCUCUUCACCUCCUGCUUUGUCGCCAAUGACUCCACCCUCUUCACCCUCGCCAAAAUGCUGCCUGGUUGUGAGAUCUACUCUGAUGCAGGCAAUCACGCCUCAAUGAUCCAGGGUAUCAGGAACAGUGGUGCUAAGAAAUUCAUUUUUCGCCACAAUGACAUCGGCCAUCUCCGAGAGCUUCUACAGAAGGGAGACCCCACAAAACCAAAGAUUGUGGCCUUUGAAACUGUCCAUUCCAUGGAUGGUGCUGUGUGUCCGCUGGAGGAGAUGUGCGAUGUGGCCCAUGAGUUUGGUGCCAUUACCUUCGUAGACGAGGUCCAUGCUGUGGGCCUGUACGGCGCCCGGGGAGGGGGCAUCGGAGACAGGGAUGGCGUCAUGCACAAGUUGGAUAUCAUCUCAGGGACACUAGGCAAGGCCUUCGGCUGUGUGGGCGGCUACAUCGCGAGUACUGCUGCUCUAGUGGACACGGUGCGCUCCUACGCUGCUGGUUUCAUCUUCACAACCUCUCUGCCACCAAUGCUGUUAGCCGGAGCCAGGCAGUCGAUCCAGGUUCUUAAAAGCCAGGAGGGCCGCAUGCUCAGACGUAAACACCAGCGCAACGUCAAGCUGCUCAGACAAAUGCUAAUGGACUCUGGGCUACCCGUGGUGCACUGCCCCAGCCACAUCAUCCCAGUCCGGGUAUCAGACGCUGAGAAAAACACAGAGGUGUGUGACAUCAUGAUGAGUCGCCACAACAUCUAUGUGCAGGCCAUCAACUAUCCAACGGUUGCCAGGGGAGAGGAGCUUUUGCGUAUCGCCCCAACGCCUCACCACACUCCUGAGAUGAUGAAAUACUUUGUUGAGAGGCUGGAGGACACAUGGAAGGAGGUCGGCCUGGACCUGAAGCCCCACUCGUCAGCAGAGUGUACCUUCUGCCAGCAGCCACUGCACUUCGACGUGAUGAGCGACCGCGAAAAGUCUUACUUCAGUGGUCUCAGCCACCCUAUCUCAGCCUGCGCAUAACACUAAUCACUACUGCUGGCUAGAGACGGCACAUACCCGCUCAAUACCCAUUCCUCUGUCACUGUCAUAAAAUGUAUUAGUUAUCUUUGAUAAGUCCUCCUACACAUAUUAUUUAAAAUAGUCUAUGGUCAGAUGUUAUAUAUGCUAAAUAAAAUAUGAGAAGAAAAGAAA